Zingiber officinale is the source of this 522-nucleotide messenger RNA. RefSeq lists its product as uncharacterized. Gene Ontology annotation, molecular function: cysteine-type peptidase activity. The record is from RefSeq and is a predicted model, not a curated record. The transcript is spliced from 5 exons. Gene Ontology annotation, biological process: proteolysis. Bases 1 to 522 code for a protein of 173 amino acids. Lineage: Eukaryota; Viridiplantae; Streptophyta; Magnoliopsida; Zingiberales; Zingiberaceae.
AUGGACUGGCAAAACGAGAUACUAGUUCAUUACUUACUAGUUACCUGGACACUCAUUGCAAACAAAUCAUCAAGGCAUUUUGAAGACAAUGGUUCUGAGGAGAUCGAUCAAAGAUCUGAGCCACAAAGUGUAACUUCCUAUCUCCAAGGCACCACCAAUAAUCUUAGUUUCCAUUGGAAUUUGACUGUCAUUAAACCUCAUAAGGAGAUUGUUUAUGUGUUGGAUUCUUUAAGUCAUCGCAUUUGUGAUGAAGGUUGGAAAUAUGUUAUGGAAAUGGCGUUAAGAUUAUUUAAUUCGAACAAUGGAAGGAAAGGAAGAAAGCAUGUACAAUGGGAAGUAAUCAAGGCUCCUAGGCAGCCAGAUGCGAAACAAUGUGGUUAUUACGUGAUGAGAUUUAUGAGACAAAUUACUGAAGAAAUUACAAUGAUCGAGGGGGAUACACUACCAUCAAUAAUAAUAUUAUCUUUAUCAUCUCAAAUAAUUAGAAUUAAAUUGAAACAAAUUGGCAAUGUUUCAACAUAG